GCAGAGCAGCGAGCGAGCGCCCGGCCAGCAGGAUGCCGGAGCCCGAUACCCGGAUGGAUGUGGGGAGGUGGGCGAGUGCCAGCUACCGGGUCCGCCAGCCCGGCCCCCCCAGUCCCCCGCCUGAAAGGAGGAAGCGAUCCUUCUUCAGCAAAUUCUGCAGAUGCUGCAAAUGCUGCGCGGGGACCAGAGACGACACAGACUGGGGGCCGGCGCCGGGGGAGGUGCCGGGGUCCCGGCCGGCCCAGCCAGUCAUCCGGGAGGGGAUGCUGGUGGUGAGCGGCAUGGACCUGAUGGGGCAGCGCUCGGGGGCGAAUCGCCGGGCCCACCACACGGACGAGUUCGAGUACGACGAGCUGAUCGUGCGCCGGGGGCAGCCCUUUGACAUCCGCCUGCAGCUGCAGCAGCCCUACGACCCCGAGCUGCACCGGGUCUGCCUGGAGCUGCUCAUCGGCCCCACACCCCAGCUGUCCAAGGCCACGCACAUCCUGGUGCCGUUGGGGGCCCCGCUGCCUGGACUGGGCUGGGCGGCCGAGGUGAGAGACUCCACCAACGACAGCCUGUCCCUGCGGGUCAGCACCGCCCCCACCGCCGUCAUCGGCAAGUACCGCUUCAGCGUCAAGACGCGGAGCCCGGCUGGCGAGUACCAGAUGCCCUUCGACCCCCGCAACAAGAUCUACAUCCUCUUCAACCCCUGGUGCCGCGAGGAUGCCGUGUACCUGCCCCACGACGACUGGCUGGAGGAAUACGUGCUCAACGAGAGCGGGCGCAUCUACUACGGCACCGAGAGCCAGAUCGGGGAGCGCACCUGGAACUAUGGGCAGUUUGACCGGGGGAUGCUGGACGCCUGCCUGUACAUCCUGGACCGGCGCGGGAUGCCCCACUCGGGGCGCGGGGACCCCAUCAGCGUCUCCCGCGUCGUCUCCGCCAUGGUGAACUCCCUGGACGACAACGGGGUGCUGGUGGGGAACUGGACGGGCGACUACGCGCGGGGCACUAACCCCUCGGCCUGGGUGGGCAGCGUGGACAUCCUGCGGCAGUACCACCGCACCGGCUACCCCGUCCUCUACGGCCAGUGCUGGGUCUUCGCCGGCGUCGUCACCAGCGUCCUGCGGUGCUUCGGGAUCGCCACCCGCACAGUCACCAACUACAACUCGGCCCACGACACGGACGUCAGCCUCACCAUGGACAUCUACUUCGACGAGAACAUGAAACCGCUGGAACGGCUCAACGCCGACUCCGUCUGGAAUUUCCAUGUGUGGAACGACUGCUGGAUGACCCGGCCCGACCUGCCCUCGGGGUACGACGGGUGGCAAGUGGUCGAUGCCACCCCCCAGGAGACCAGCAGUGGUAUCUUCUGCUGCGGACCCUGCUCGGUGGAGGCCAUUAAGAACGGGCUGGUGUACCUGAAGUACGACGCGCCCUUCAUCUUUGCUGAGGUGAACAGCGACAAGGUGUACUGGCAGCGCCAGGCCGACGGCACCUACAAGAUUGUCUACGUGGAGGAAAAGGCCAUUGGGCACCUGAUCAGCACCAAGGCCGUGGGCUCGCACGAGCGUCACGACAUCACCGAUAUCUACAAGCACCCCGAGGGCUCGGAAGCGGAGCGGCAGGCGGUGGAGACAGCGGCCCGGCAUGGCACCAAGGCGCACAUCUACAAGAACAAGGAGUGGGGAGAGGACGUGUCGCUGAGCGUGGAGACCUCGGAGGCCGUCAUGGGCCAGGACGUGAGCGUCCAGGUGGCCCUGAGCAACCGGGGCAGCAGCAGCCGCAGCGUGUCCCUCAAACUGCACCUGGCCCCCAUGUUCUACACGGGUGUGACGGGGAGCACCUUCAAACAGGAGAGCCGGCAGGUGGAGAUCCCGCCGGGGGGAGCCCAGUCCGUCCGCAUGGUGGUGUCCUACGCCGAGUACCAGCCCCACCUCGUGGACCAGGCGGCCCUCAUGCUCAGCGUCUCGGGGAAGGUGGCUCAGACCGGGCAGGUACUCGCCAAGCAGCACAGCUUCCGCCUGCGCACGCCAGAGCUGACGCUCACGGUGCUGGGCCCAGCUGUGGUGGGGAAGGAGACGCAAUUGCAAGUUGUCUUCAAGAACCCGCUGCCCCAGACGCUGACGGGUGCUGUCUUCCACAUGGAGGGGUCGGGGGUGUCCAGCCCCAAGGCCACGAACAUAGGGACCAUCGGCGGGCACCAGACGAUCUCCUUCCGCCAGACCUUCGUGCCGCUCCGGGCCGGGCGGCGCCAGCUGGUGGCCAGCCUGGACAGCCCACAGCUCUCCCAGGUCCAUGGGGUGGUGACUGUGGAUGUGGCCCCAGCCGCAGGGGGCCAGCCGGCCCCUACCCGCAGCUCCCCGGCCCGGGAGGCCCCUGCUCGCAGCUCCCCAGCACGGGGCUCCCCGGCCAGGGGCUCCCCAGCACGGGGCUCCCCCUCGCGCCAGCCAAACCCCCGGAACUCCCCCGCCCGGCACCGAGAGCCAGGCCGCGCUGGCUGAGCCCCACAGGAGGCGAAGGGGUGCUCUGUGCCACGGGCGGGAGCGGGGACUGGGUGUCUGCCCACCCCCCCGCCACCUCCAGCAGUGUUGAAAUGCGGCUCCAUCCAUCCACACUCCCGCUUCAUCCCUCCCUCCACUCGUCCCCCUCCAUCCCCCCACACCUGCCCCCCUCUUUGUCUCCAUCCAUCCACCCCCCCAGCCCCUCUCUGAAGUCCCCCCAGCUGGCGUCCUCCCUGCUGCUGCCCCAUCGCCCCUGCUUUCCACCCCACCACCCUCAGCCCGAGGGAACAGCUCUUCCCGGACCCCUGGGUUCCCCCUGCUGCUCCCUGCCCCCCGCCCUGGGGGCUCGGGCACGACAGCGGAGGUGGAUCCGGACCAGGGGUUGAUGGGGGGAGAUCCCCAGCUCGGGAGCCCCCCCCCCGCCAUGGCUGGGCCUGGGCUGCUCCGGGGGGGGG
Messenger RNA from Mauremys reevesii (Reeves's turtle), 2941 nucleotides. RefSeq names its product transglutaminase 1 (gene TGM1). Gene Ontology annotation, biological process: peptide cross-linking. The transcript is spliced from 15 exons. Gene Ontology annotation, molecular function: protein-glutamine gamma-glutamyltransferase activity. The record is from RefSeq and is a predicted model, not a curated record. The coding region runs from base 33 to 2486 and encodes 817 amino acids. NCBI's taxonomy places the organism in Eukaryota, Metazoa, Chordata, Testudines, Geoemydidae.